Molecule: messenger RNA, 562 nt
Organism: Myotis brandtii (Brandt's bat)
Lineage: Eukaryota; Metazoa; Chordata; Mammalia; Chiroptera; Vespertilionidae
Product: guanine deaminase
Exons: 4
Biological process (GO): guanine metabolic process
Cellular component (GO): cytosol
Molecular function (GO): guanine deaminase activity; zinc ion binding
Source: RefSeq, a predicted model, not a curated record
GAGUCCUUGCAGAGCCUUUGCCUGGUGCGCCUCUCUUGUCCUGAGGACUCCGCUGCUCUCCCCAGCUGACUUGUGUGACCCCAAGAUGCCGCCCCUGGCGUACAUCAUCCGAGGGACCUUUGUCCACUCCACCUGGGUCUGCCCCAUGGAGGUGCUGCGGGAUUACCUCCUGGGCGUGAGUGACAGCGGCAAAAUAGUGUUUUUAGAAGAAGCAUCUCAACAAGAAAAGCUGGCCAAAGAAUGGGGUUUCAAGCCAUGUGAGAUAAGAGAACUGAGCCAACAUGAGUUCUUCAUGCCUGGGCUGGUUGAUACACACAUCCAUGCCGCUCAGUAUUCCUUUGCUGGGAGUAACGUUGACCUGCCGCUUCUGCAGUGGCUGACCAAGUACACGUUUCCUACAGAACUCAAGUUCAAGAAUUUGGACUUUGCUGAAGAAAUAUAUACCAGGGUUGUCAGCCAUAUAAGUGAAAAUCGUGCUGAAGUUGCAGCUGUGAAAAAGUUAUUCCCCACUUAUAAAAACUAUACAGAUGUGUAUGAUAAAAACAAUCUUCUAACAAAUAAG